This is a messenger RNA of Amaranthus tricolor (Joseph's coat), 1429 nucleotides long. RefSeq lists its product as uncharacterized. Gene Ontology annotation, molecular function: lyase activity. Bases 185 to 985 code for a protein of 266 amino acids. The record is from RefSeq and is a predicted model, not a curated record. The transcript has 10 exons. NCBI's taxonomy places the organism in Eukaryota, Viridiplantae, Streptophyta, Magnoliopsida, Caryophyllales, Amaranthaceae.
ACCAAUCCCUUAAUAAUAGAUUGUUGGAAAUUGAUUAAGAUUUUUUUUUUUUCAAAUUUUAAUUUUAAUCCCGUUCCUAUGCAUCAAACACGGGAUAAUUACAAUUUAGAGUAAAAGAAAAAUAGCUAAAAAUAGAAUUGAGAAGAUAUCAUGAAAUGUGUUACAGUGCCUAACAAGAGUGGAUAUGGCUGCUGCUGCUGGGAGUAUUAGAGGUUUUUACCCUCCUACACCUGCCCCUAGUCUUAUGGUUGUUGGGAAUUCCAAAUUGACAUGCAAAUGCAAAUCUACUGAAACAUCCUCAGUCAGAUCUCCACUUUUCAAAACUAUUUCUGAUAUUCACAACACUGCUGUCAUUGCUUGCCUUCGAGCUCCCAGUGCAGAGCAAGCACUUGGAGCAGCUAGAGCAGCACUACAUGGUGGCAUCAAAGCUUUGGAGAUUGUGAUGUCCACUCCAGAUGUAUUUGAGGUCUUGCACCAGCUUGUGUUGGAGUAUCCGACUAUGACUUUAGGGGUGGGAACUGUUCUGAAUGCUGAAGAUGCUAAAGUUGCAAUGAAGGUUGGUGCCAAGUUCCUUAUGAGUCCUGCAAUGAUCAAGAAUGUACUUGCUGAUGCCCAUGACCAUGAAGUUUUGUACAUGCCUGGUGCCAUGACUCCAACAGAAAUAUUAUCUGCUUACAAUGCUGGUGCAAGGAUUGUCAAGGUGUAUCCCAUUUCUGCACUAGGCGGCCUCGAGUAUAUGUCAGCCAUUAAGAAGCCUUUUCACCACAUUCCAAUGGUUGCUUCUCAAGGAAUUAAAUUGAAUCUGAUAACUGAAUUCAUCACUCGAGGAGCAUCAGCAGUAGUGCUGUCAGAUGCCAUUUUUCAGAAAGAAGCAAUUGAUCGGGGAGACUUCGACGCUAUAUAUAAACGAGCACAACUGGCAGCUUCAACUGGGGUUGAAGCCGUAAAACAUCUUAAACUGGCUAAACAAAGGCAGCAUUUGUGAUAGAAACAUAACAUGAUGAUCAUCAGAGUGAUACAAUGUUGGCUCCUCGUCUCUUUUUGGACAAGUAAUUCAGUCUUAGAUGGAACAUCAAGCACAGAACAUCAGGAUUCAGGAGAUGGCUUAAAAGCAUCUCUAAGCCCUUGGAAACCAUUCGUUGUUCUUGGCGUGUGUAGCGGAACAUACUCUUCCAUGAUUUGUUUAUAUGUAUAGGCUGAUAAGCAAUGGAAGUGAAAUGUGAUGAUCGAGCUGCAGCCAGUGGCAACUUGGUAAAAGGAAUACUACCAUGAAUGAGGAUGCAAAGGAGUUCAACAUUGAACCAAAUGUUUAUUUUUGUUUUUGUUUACGAGAAACUUUGAGAGGUAUUGUGAUUGUUCAAACUAGUUAUUUUUCUGUUCUGUUAAUAACAGUGAACAAAAUUUCUAUAAAAACAGACCAAAUUGCCUA